UAUGCUGAUAUUGCAAGGUGAGAGGUGCUGAAACCCUCAGUUGUUUGCCAAAAAUGGUGAGAGAUGCCGAAACCCAAAUUCUCUCACCAACGCCUUAUAAAGUAUCCGCCCAUCCACCCUUUUUCCAUAAGUCACCCCUCCCUCUCUCUCUCUCUCUGCAUCUGAGUCUAUUAUCAGUCAUGGAAGGUAGUACAAGGAGACUCACUUUUAUUGAGGAAGACGAUGGUCCUGCUUCUCUGGCGGAUAUGGAAGCUGGGUUCUCAGGGAAUCAUCAUCUUCAGCUUCUAAUGAGAUCGUCUGGCUUCAGUGCUUCGAUGAGAAGAAGGGGUAGCUACAAGGCUCUCUCUUCUCCGAGAUUCUAUGAAAGUAGUAGAUUCGAAGAGCAUCAUCAGCAGCCUCAUUUCCUUGAAGCUUGUUACCUCUGCAACAAGCCUCUCCGUGAUAAUAGAGACAUCUUCAUGUACAGAGGGGACACUCCAUUCUGUAGCGAGGAGUGCAGGCAAGAGCAGAUAGAGAUAGAUGAAGCUAAGGAGACGAACUGGAAUCUCUCUGCUGGUUCAAUUAAGGGCCUGAGGAGGAAGGAACAGAAGAAGAAGAAAACUUGUUCUACUUCUCCUACUCUACGGACGGGCACGGUCACUGCUGCUUGAAAUUACUGAAACGAAAUCUAAAUAGGAUUGCUUUGGCAAAUUGGGAAAGGUGAUUCGGUCCUGAUCUUCCCAAAUUUCAGAAUUCAAGGCUCAAAACUAGUUGAUCGAGUGUCAUGUUUUGGAUCGCUCGGAAUGACCUAGUCUUCAUUAAUCGAAGAGCUUGGACCCCCCCAUUGAUGAGUUUUUUCUCGCUUAAUCAGCUUGGCACGAGUUCAUGACAAUCAAUAAUAAAGAUUUUUAUCAUGGCCAUUAUCUUCAUCGGCAGUCUCAUGAUCAUAAUUGGAACCCUCUCCCUUUGGGUUAUAAGAAGUUGAGCUGCGAUGAAGGAACCCCUCUUCGUGCCAUGUUUGAUAUCCCAACUGUGUAUAUAUUCCUGACCUCAGGCUACUCCCAUUGCCAUCUCAGGUAUCUUGAAGGAUAUUUGGUUUCUCGCAGCUCAUUUUCCAAGCUCUUCCUUUCUUUUGUAUUUCUUGAGAAACCAAGAAGGCCUUGUCUAUGGCAACGUUGGCGUCUAAGAAAGAUUGGUCUUGUAGUCAGAGAAUGAUUUAUUCU
Macadamia integrifolia is the source of this 1202-nucleotide messenger RNA. Its product is annotated as FCS-Like Zinc finger 1-like. The record is from RefSeq and is a predicted model, not a curated record. The transcript is spliced from 2 exons. Bases 54 to 650 code for a protein of 198 amino acids. NCBI's taxonomy places the organism in Eukaryota, Viridiplantae, Streptophyta, Magnoliopsida, Proteales, Proteaceae.